This is a messenger RNA of Physella acuta, 3747 nucleotides long. Its product is annotated as E3 ubiquitin-protein ligase CHIP. Gene Ontology annotation, molecular function: protein-folding chaperone binding; ubiquitin protein ligase activity. NCBI's taxonomy places the organism in Eukaryota, Metazoa, Mollusca, Gastropoda, Physidae. Gene Ontology annotation, biological process: positive regulation of proteolysis; protein quality control for misfolded or incompletely synthesized proteins; proteasome-mediated ubiquitin-dependent protein catabolic process. Gene Ontology annotation, cellular component: cytoplasm; Z disc. The record is from RefSeq and is a predicted model, not a curated record.
CGCCCACAUUGAGAAUUAUGGGAAGUAAACAUGGAGACAAAACAAUGAAGUGUUGACUGUUGAAGAAAAGCACGCAUUUUACUAGAUUUUAGUAAUUUAUCAUUCUACAUUGCGUAUUUUAUUUGACCAAUAAAUAAUAUUUAAGAAAUACUAAUCAUUUUGCUGAAGUCAAUGUUACAUAAGCAAAAUUAGCAGAAAUGAGUGCGUUAGAAUUAAGAAAUCAAGGGAAUAAAUUGUUUCAAGCACGAAAAUACGACGAUGCAAUCGCAUGUUACACGAAAGCUAUCAUAAAAAACCCCAAUACAGCUUUAUUCUUCACAAACAGAGCCUUAUGUCAUUUGAAGCUCAGGCAGUGGGAGAAAGCAAUUCUAGAUUGCCAGAGAGCUCUUGAAAUUGACAGAUCAUGGGUAAAGGGGCAUUUCUUUCUAGGCCAAGCCUACCUGGAGCAAAAUUUGUAUGAUGAAGCAAUAGCAGCUUUAAAGAGAGCUCAUGAUUUAUCGAAAGAUCAAAAGCUGAACUUUGGAGAUGAUAUUACAAGUGCUCUUCGAGUUGCCAAAAAGAGACGUUGGAAUACAAUAGAGGAGAAACGUAUUCAACAAGAGGUUGAACUUCAGUCAUAUUUAAAUAGACUCAUCAAUGAAGACAAGGAAAGGCAAAUUAUUGGUCUUAAAAAGCAAGAUGAAAUGGUUAGCUGUGAAGACUUUGAUAAUAUCAUAGAAACAACAAAUAAAAGAUUAGCUGAAGUGAACCAGCUGUUUGUUCAGUUGGAUGAAAGAAGGAAGAAAAGGGAUGUUCCAGAUUAUCUUUGUGGGAAAAUUAGUUUUGAGAUCAUGCGAGAACCAGUAAUAACACCCAGUGGAAUAACCUAUGACAAGAAGGAUAUUAUUGAACACUUACAGCGAGUUGGUCACUUUGAUCCAGUCACACGCACAGAUCUAACACAAGAACAGCUGAUUCCAAACUUUUCUUUAAAAGAGGUUAUUGAUACAUACCUUGAAGAGAAUCCUUGGGCUGAAGAAUUCUAAAUCAGUGUUUGAUACUGAAUGGAUGGAAAUUAGUUGCUAUUACCACUGAUUGAUAAGUAGUGCGUGAUAUUUUCAAGUGUUGACAGUUACCAAUUUUAAAAGUCAUUUGUGUUUCAUUUUCAUUCCUAAAUAAUCUGGUAAUAGCAAGUUUAAAGGUGUUUAGUAUAAUUAUUCUAUCACUUCAUGUUUAAUAAAAAGCAAGUUUUAUUAAUGAUGAAUGACAUUGCUAUUAAGGUUCAGGAUGUGUCUGUAUAUGUGGAAAGGGGGGGGGGUCAAUGCCUUAGGUGAUAAUUUAGCAAUAAGGUAAAAAGUGUGAUGUUGCAAACAUUUUGUAUUUCUUAAAAAUAAAUGGAUGAAUAAUGGAGGAGUGGGGGUGGAAAAUUUAUUUUAAAUGAGUGUUGGAAAGGGAGAGAAAGCAGCUAAAAUAACAUGGUAUAAUUUAGGAUGACUCCUAUUGUUUUAUUUCAUUUGUCUGGAAUAUUAGACUUCUUAAAUGAUUAAAUUAGCACUAGCUAGUUUUCAUUGUUCGGUAUAAUAAAUGAUUUAUCUCAGUUUCAAAUCAUGCCUUAUUGAAAAUGUUUCUUUUAGUUUUAAUAAGCUUUUAAAUAAACAAAAUUAAAAUUGUUGAGUAACUAGUAAAAUGCUGAACUGCCUCUGAUUUUAUUACUAUAAGUUUUUACAUUUCCUUCAUUUGACAUCAUCUUCAACAUCAUUUAUUUUUAUUUUUUUACAUUUUUUUUUCUGGAUUAACAAAGGUGCAUUUAACUGUUACGUACACAAACCCAUAUUUGAGUUUUCCACUAUUUUCACUAACAUUUGGUGUAGAGUUAUUUAAGUGAAUAGUUUUACACUUUGGGGACCUGUUGUAUAACAAGUGUAUUCAUUUCUGCUAAAAUACAUGGUUUGAACAUUAUUUAUUCUAGUCAGGGAUGAUCUUUUCACCCAUCUUUAAAGGUGGAAUAUUUAGCUUUUAUAUUUGACUUAUCUUGUUGAUCUGAAAACAUUUGUGAAGUGUUUUGUCCAAAAAACGUUCUUAUUUUACAAAAUUAAUAAUUACUUUUUCAAUAAAACAUCGUUUCUAAAUAAAAUUGUUGGUAAAAUGAGUGUACCCAUGAUUUAUUUUUAUCAUAACGAUGUACAUUUAUCACUCUGGUUAUCUUAUUUAUAUUUGUAAAUAUAUGUAUAUACCAGGGUGAGUGAUUUUAUAUAUACAUAUAUAUAUAUAUGUAUGUAUGUGCACAUGUAUUUGUAUAUUCAUAUAUAUAUAGUGUUCAUUCAUUCUGUUUUUUCUCUUAACUGUUUAUUUUUCUCUUGCUUUACAAAAUAAAUUUGAAUGAGGUUUAAACUAAAGUUUGUGUAUAAAGUUUAUUAUAAUUUUAUUUUGCAUUUUUGUUAUGGUUAGUGGUCAUCCUUUAUGACAACUACGUAAGAAGCAAUGGGUUAAUGUUAAUGUUCUCAUGAUGAUUUUAAUGACUGUUUGAGUAAGAAAAAAUCCCAAUUUUUUUGGUAGCUGUCAUAAAUGGAUGACCUAUUGAUGGAAUUGUUUUAUUAAGUAUUCUAGAUAAAUGGCACUGUUUUCUGCAAUUUUUUUUUUUAUUUUGCUCUGUGAAUUUUUUUUUAUCUUCAUAUAUUAAAGAGGAGAAUAAAGGAAGCACAGAGGAGAUAAUGAAACCAUCAAGCAACAAAAUCAAAAUAAGUUAAAUCACUUUCGAAUUAUUUUUGCCUUCACAUUUCUGCUUACUUUUUAACGUUUAAUAAAAAGGCAUGCUAAUAUAUUUAUUGUACAAGAAUUUCGGUGAUUUUUGUUUUGUUAGAGUAGUUAAGGGUAAAUUAUUAAUGCUCCUUAUAAAACAUAAAAAAAGUGUGUUUGCUAUCAAUAUGGUGCAAAUUUUAAUUCCCUUUUAUUUGACUGAAAUCAUGAACUUAUACCUCAUUCUCUGUAACCCACUUAAUAUAUAGAGCUCACUGCCACUUGAGCUCUAUGGGAGAAAAAAAAUCAUUAAUUCAGCAAUAACUCACUGAAGAAAAUGUUCAAUCAGCUGGGCACAAAAUUCUUUUUAUAUUGCACCCUAUAAGUGUAUCACUACUUAACUUAAAUUUAAAAUUGACAUAAUGUUCAGAGCCUCACUGAAAAAGUAAGCAGUAAUGACUGGUAUAAAUAUUGACUUUUUAAAUUAUCCUGAAACAAAAAACCUGAAUUUUAAUAAAGGAACAUGUUUAUUUCUGGAAAAAAAAUAUUCUGAGAUUGCAACCUGUAUUUAUUUUUUUAUUCAAUGCCACAUUAUUGGUUAGCACUAUUCUUUUUAUUUUGCAUAGAGUAAAUCAAAGCUUUUUAAAAAAUUUCUUGCUUUCUAAAAUUGGACCUGAUGAUGAGUUUUUGAUGAUUGGCAGAUAGGGCAAGUGAAGGUUUGCUGCUUGUACUGAUACAGUACCUCAUCAUAAUUGCUGAAAUCAAUGUUCACGUUUGUAAAUAUGGAAGAUGUUACAAUAACAAAGGUCUCUGUCAAUUUAACUCUAAAUCUGUUUACACAUUUAAUUUAUAUUUGAAAGAGGGAUUUGUGUCUGCUCUUAUGAAAUGGUUUUGUUCAUUUCCUCUUCUGUUAAAUUUCUUGGGAGAUAUUGCUAAGCAAAGCAUAUGCUUCUGCUGAAAUAUUUGUGUUGAGAUCAUUUUUGUUUUAAUGUUAAGAACUUUUAGAACUGAAAUAAAGGACUUGAAAAAUUA